GCAGGGCAUCCAUAAGUUCCUGACCUCUCAAAGUGAAACAAAUACAAAAAGAGCUUUGAGCAGAUGAGAAAACGCGACUGGAGCGGCCAACCUCGGUCUUACCCACCGCAGGUGGUGCCAAGAUUAUUGGCAGGUAAUUGGAGGACUGAAAUGACGCAAUUAUAUGACAAGCCAUGGCGGAGUGGGAGUUGGCUCCCUGCAGUUGCCAGAACUCAUCAACAAUCACAACGCAUUGAUGAGAAUCAUCAGUCACUUGCGACUGAUGAUUCAAGUGAUCAGAUGCUGCUCUCUGAGCCUGAAAUGUCAAAUUUGACCUCGGGCCUCGGAGGCAUUGAAUUACAGCCUGUUGCUCAGAGUGAGAACAGUGCUUAUAGAAAGAGGAGGUCUGCUGGGAAAUUUAGUGGUGGCGCGUGCUGUGCGACUUUCAGUGGUCGUCGGAUGACUGAGACGAAGAAGUCUGUGGGGAGAUAUGGUGGUGGUGUGAAGACAAUGGAGGAUCCCGGUACCAACGAUUCUGAGGUUGAGCCACCUCAAAAGGCUAGAACUCCUCUUCCGAGUCCAGCAAAAAAUGAGAACUUGGCAACCAACAAUCGUUUACUCCCAACCCAGGUUGUGGCCUGCGUGGUCCAAUCAGGUAACUCCAAGAUUUAG
This is a messenger RNA of Botrytis deweyae, 651 nucleotides long. RefSeq lists its product as uncharacterized. The record is from RefSeq and is a predicted model, not a curated record. The coding region runs from base 64 to 651 and encodes 195 amino acids. The transcript has 8 exons. NCBI's taxonomy places the organism in Eukaryota, Fungi, Ascomycota, Leotiomycetes, Helotiales, Sclerotiniaceae.